Molecule: messenger RNA, 1597 nt
Organism: Chara braunii
Lineage: Eukaryota; Viridiplantae; Streptophyta; Charophyceae; Charales; Characeae
Source: the annotation of a GenBank genome assembly
GACCACUAACGAAUCUGUUCCGGAAGGACCAGCCCCUCAGCUGGGAUGCGGAGUGUCAGUAGGCUUUUGCAACUCUCAAGGACGCUCUGGCAAUGGCCCCUAUUUUGAUUCGAUCGGACCCCUCGAAACAGUUCAUUCUCAUCACGGAAUGGCAGCCGGAAGCUAUUUCCGCUAUUUUAGCACAAAAGGGGAACGAUGGUCGCGAACACGUCAUCGAGUACGCGUUACGAACCGUACUGGACGAACGAAGAAACGACUCCGCACCUCAGGGUGAGUGCUAUGCAGUAGUUUGGGGAAUCCAACACUUCCAUCCGUAUCUCUACGGACAGAAGUUUCGCCUCGUAACGGAUCACGAGCCUAUGCUGGCGCUGAAGAAACUCACUAACUACACGGGCAUGAUUGGUCGUUGGGCGGUGCGAUUACAAGAAUACGACUUCGACAUCGUCCAUCGAAAGACAGCGCGACACGACAACGCGGACGAGCUGACACGUCUGCACCGGCCUGCCAAGUCGGCGCGGGUUCCCACCCUUUCCUACUGUGUUAAGGAGAACAGUGCGCCACUAUUGUGUGAGGAGAGGUGGAAUGCGUGGUGGGAGAACUAUAUCGAACUCACUUUUUGCCUACUGGAGAUAAAGUUCCGCUGGUCAGAGGCGGCCCCAUUCGGAGAAGGGCCGGAGCAUCCAGAAGACAGCGUGGAGUUUCUGAUCAUCCAAGCGUGGAAAACAGCGGAGCAGGGCGACCUGCUGGGAUUCCUGUUCGGGAAGGUGGAGGAGGGCAGUCUUAUUUUGAUCACGAACGAGUUGCUGGUGUUUUUGACUCAGCUGGCGGACGAUCUGCCCCUGGACAUCUUGUCGCACAAUGACGAUCCGCCUUGCACCCACGUGCUGUCUCGAACGCUUGAGCCACACCUUGUGUGGUCCACGUGCAUGGAAAUCGACGAGGACAAUUGUCUCUAUCCCUCCCAGGCGCUCUGCUUUGAGAUCGACGUUACCGAUCUCACGUUUUGGGACCCGAUUGCGAGACAAAACAUCGCGCAGGACGAAGAGAUAAGGGGAGCAGAAGAAGAAGAAGAGCCAUCAAGUGAGGAACGGGACGAUCCGGACUACGUACCGGAAAAAGAGACGGGGAUAGCCAACGAAUCAAAUCAGCCGCAGGUAAAAGACGACAGGGUGGAAUCAGAAGAAGAAGAAGGAAGCAGGCUAUCAGGAUCGGAGUGCGAAGGAUUCGAGGCUGAAGUGCACAACGCGGCGCGGGAACGAGCACGAGAGCGGAGGAAACGGAAGCGCCAGGAGACCACGGAGGGAAAGCGGCCCGCAAUAGACGUAUCCUCUGUCGAUCCAUUGAUCGGGAACCCGUGGCGUGAUCCAGAGCCGCCAAAGGAGGAAGACGAUGGAGCCACAGCGGAGGGAUCACGCGGAAGAAGAAGAAGAAGAAAUGAAUCACCAGCUCCCUCCGGCUCCCCGUCCCGAUCCUCCCUUCGUCUAUAUCAAGGUCUCGGCAUUCGGGCUUCGUCCCCGGUCGUUCUCUGGCUGACCCCGUGACUACCUCAUGAUCACCCGCCUUCCCCAUAGACCCCCGUUCCCCGAUGGUUGGUGUC